Molecule: messenger RNA, 2758 nt
Organism: Aphis gossypii (cotton aphid)
Lineage: Eukaryota; Metazoa; Arthropoda; Insecta; Hemiptera; Aphididae
Gene: Orc3
Product: origin recognition complex subunit 3
Exons: 15
Coding region: 612-2642 (676 amino acids)
Biological process (GO): DNA replication; DNA replication initiation
Cellular component (GO): nuclear origin of replication recognition complex; DNA replication preinitiation complex; nuclear pre-replicative complex
Molecular function (GO): DNA replication origin binding
Source: RefSeq, a predicted model, not a curated record
GAUACGAAUAUACGAUGAAAUUAACUCCAAAGUGCACAUGGCUUUAGUCGCAUAGUUCAUAGUAACGAGUCAUUACUAAAUUAAUGGGCCAACUAGCAAAGAUGACAAGAUAUUAUAUUUUUCUAAUUUUCUAAUUAUUGUGGUUUUUUAUUUUUACAUUGUUAUCUUCUUAAGAAUAUUUUACCUGGUAUAUGGUACUAUGGUAGUUAUAUUAUCAAAUGUAUUUCCCGCGGAUUUUCACCCAGCAGCAGCUAUCAGCUCAAUGCUCAAUAUUGUUUUUAUUUUUAAUUUUGUAUUUUUGUUUUGUAAUCCGCUACUUGAUAGUUGGUGAUCACUAUUCAUUAGUUCAUAAUCACUCAAAUCUUUGUUCUAACAGUUGUCGGAUACUAUUACUCGGUUAGUCUGUUAAUGAGUUGUCGGCUGUUGAUUUCCAUUGCUUCUAUAUUAAUUAUUUCGUAUAUUCUGUAGUAUUUCUAUUUUAGAUUUGGUUUAGUUUUCUUGAAUACUCCUCAAUAUUCAAUAGCAGUAAUAAUUACUAUUUAUUAAAAUAGUUGUACGUUAACAGCACUAAACACUACACGGUUAUUGUGAUCAUUUACUGUGUAACCACUAUGGAUUCAACGGUUUCCGUGUCAAAGGGAUGUUUUGUGUUUAAAAAACCAAACAAAGAAAAGAACAAUAAAAGAAGAAGCAAAAAACAACUGACAACCAAUCAACCAGAAGCUGAGUUAUGGCAUACUACAUACAUUGAUGUUUGGAAUAAUAUUAAAUCUAAAAUUGAUGAUUUAAAUGGAUCAAUAUAUUCCAAGUUUAUUUCAGACACAGUAAAUUUCAUGACAAAAUCAAACAUUACUACAAAUCAAAGCAUUCCAACUGCAUGUUUACUGACAGGAGUGAAUUUACCGGAUCAUGAAUCAUUAUUUGGAUUAUUAGCGACCAACUUAGAAAAAUCCCAACCGCCUGUUAUUGUUGCAACACUAUUUUCUGAACACUUUUCUAGUGUCAAAAAUGCAGUUAUAAGUAUGGUGUCACAAUUAUUACAUACAGAUGAUGAUGAAUCCGAUUCUGAUGAAGAAAUGGAUGAAAGCUUAAAUUUUGUUGUUAAGCGAUCUGAAUGUACUAUAUCUAAUUUAAUUGAAUGGUAUAGUAAUCAACCAAAUGGAACUCGUAUAGCAGUUCUAGUAAAAGAUUAUGAAAUGUGUCAGCAAACAGUCUUGCAAAAUUUCAUUUUACUUUUAAGUUGCUAUAUCAAAGAAAUCCCAAUUGUAAUGGCUAUUGGUAUUGCUACUUCUAUCUCAAACUUACACAAUUCUCUGCCUCAUCAUGUGGUCACCAAACUUAAAGUGAAAAUGUUUGUUAGUGAAGCAUCUGUAGUAUUUUUAAACAAUAUUAUGGAUCAGGUAUUUUUAAAACCAGACUGUUCAUUCUACUUAGGUGGACGUAUUUUGGAUUAUGUAACUGAAGUGUUUUUGUACUAUAAUUUCUCUAUCAAACAGUUUAUAGAAAGUCUUAAGUUUUGCCUCAUAGAACAUUUUUACAGAAAGCCUCUUAAUUGCAUAUGUGUUGCUCAUGAGUCAGCACAAGAAGCUUUAUUUAAUUCUUUAGAUAAAAAAACAUUAGAAGAAAUCACAAAACUGCGUUCAACCAAUUAUAAAUUAAAAAUUGAUAGCAAUUUUAAGGAAAAUUUUCUUCGAUUAAUUAGAGAGUUAAAAGCUUGUAUCAAUGAUUUUUAUAUUGGAUUAAGAGUAUUACACAUUUUAGUGGCAGAUUUACCACAUUCACCAUUAGGAACUAAACUCAGAGAAAUGUAUUGUACUGCAAUGAAGAAACAUAUAAUUGACGAUACAUCUUAUAAAACAUGUCUACAACUAUUAAAAUUUUUGUCCAAAGAUGAUUUACUUGCAAAAUUUGACAAAAUAAUUCAUGUGUUGAAGAAUGUAAAAAAUAAUCAACGAACAAAAGAUGCUUUAAAAUUAGUUCAAAGUUAUGUAAAAAGUUUAGAAGAGUCCCAUUUAAAUAAUUUAGUUAUUGAAAAAGAGAAACCUAAAGAGAAACCCAAAGAAAGUUUACAAGCUAUAUCAAGAUCACAGUUUAAAAAAAUACUUAUAGAAAAUGUUAAAAAUGAAGAUAACCAGCCAAUGACUGAGUUUGAAAAAGCACGUUCAGAAACUUUAGAUAAUUUUACGGAAAUAAUAUUACGUCAAUUCCUUGUACCUCCAACAACCAUGCCUUUAAACGAAUUAUUGAUAUUUGAUGAUUUGCCAUCAAUUAAACGUAAAAUUGUUGGAGAAGAUAGAGCUGCUCAAUAUACAGCAUUUAUUAACCCACAACACUAUUUAUGUUGUGAUUGCUGUGAAUUGGAAUUUACUGAACAAAUAUUCAAAACCAUGCCAGAUAUAUCUAUUGUGUACAAAUUACAUUUAGAGUCAAGGUUUGACCAGAUUAACAUAUAUGAUUGGUUACAGAAAUUUAUUUCUAUUGUUGGUCCAAGUCAAAACGACAAUGAUAAUGAUGAUGAUAUAGAUCCAGUAUUACAAUCUCGAUUUGUGCGAGCUUUAAAUGAAUUGCAGCAUUUAGGGUAUAUACGACCGUCGAAGUACAAAGCAGAUCAUGUGCAGCGCCUUACAUGUGGAUCUUGUUAAUGACUAUGAGUAAUGAUUAAUAUUAGUUGUUGAUUAAUAAACUAAUAUAAUUAUUUUAAUUCCUAUUUAUUUUUCUCACUUUUUACCCAAAAAAAUAAAAAUAAUUAUUUUCCUUA